CUUCUCCCAUUGUCGCACUUUUUCAAUUCCACAACGUCACUUGGAGUCACAACAGUUGUAAACCGGAGAAGAAUCAAGCGAAUUUAUUUCGUCCGACUCAGGACGAAGUGACAUAAUUCGAUUCCGUUUAGUUUCAACAACCUGUUAACGUUCUCCUUAUCACUUUAAGAUGUUUUUGACAAGGUCUGAGUACGACAGAGGUGUCAAUACUUUCUCUCCUGAAGGUCGCCUGUUUCAAGUAGAAUAUGCAAUUGAAGCCAUCAAGUUGGGAUCAACUGCUAUUGGAAUUAGUACAGCAGAAGGUGUGGUUCUGGCUGUGGAGAAAAGAAUAACUUCUCCCUUGAUGGAACCCACAACAAUUGAAAAAAUUGUUGAGGUUGAUAAACACAUUGGAUGUGCUGUCAGUGGAUUGAUUGCUGACUCCCGAACAAUGGUUGACCGAGCUCGAAUGGAAUGUCAGAAUCAUUGGUUCUCUUUUAAUGAGAAAAUGUCUGUUGAAUCAGUUGCCCAGGCUGUAUCCAACCUUGCCAUCCAGUUUGGAGACUCAGAUGAUGAUGGUGGAGCAAUGAGCCGUCCGUUUGGGGUAGCUAUCCUCUUUGCUGGCUGUGAUGAGAAAGGGCCCCAGCUAUUCCACAUGGAUCCUUCAGGAACAUUUGUGCAAUUUGAUGCCAAGGCUAUUGGCUCAGGUAGUGAAGGUGCCCAACAAAGUCUCCAAGAACAGUAUCAUAAGUCCAUGACUCUGAAGGAAGCACUUACUGCAUCUCUGACCAUUUUGAAACAAGUCAUGGAAGAAAAGUUGAGUUCGACCAAUGUAGAAGUGGUAACAGUUACGCCUGAAAAAUUCUUCCAUAUGUUCUCAAAGGAAGAGGUUGAAGAAGUCAUCAAGGAUAUAUCAUAAGUAUGGAAAUUGGAUAAAUGUCUGUCAUUGCUGCCUUGCAAAGUGUUUUAAUGGGAAGAUUCAGCAGUUUUCACUUAAUAAUAAAUAAUUUCUAUUGUCA
Molecule: messenger RNA, 998 nt
Organism: Frankliniella occidentalis (western flower thrips)
Lineage: Eukaryota; Metazoa; Arthropoda; Insecta; Thysanoptera; Thripidae
Gene: Prosalpha5
Product: proteasome subunit alpha type-5
Exons: 6
Coding region: 170-898 (242 amino acids)
Biological process (GO): proteasome-mediated ubiquitin-dependent protein catabolic process
Cellular component (GO): proteasome core complex; nucleus; proteasome core complex, alpha-subunit complex
Source: RefSeq, a predicted model, not a curated record